Molecule: messenger RNA, 741 nt
Organism: Saprolegnia diclina VS20
Lineage: Eukaryota; Oomycota; Saprolegniomycetes; Saprolegniales; Saprolegniaceae
Exons: 1
Coding region: 1-741 (246 amino acids)
Molecular function (GO): phosphatidylinositol binding
Source: RefSeq, a predicted model, not a curated record
AUGGAGCCAGCAACACUGGCCGACACGAGCUCCGUCGUCUCGAGAACGCACAAGGCCUUGGCCGCGCGACUCGCAGACGCCGAGACGGCGGCCAUCGAAGCGCGCAAGGCGACCGAGGUCGCGAUCGAACGCAACGGUCACCUCUGCGCCGAGAACGCGCUGCUGCGCACCCAGAUGGCUGCGCUGGUCGCCGCGCGUGCAGAGAACGAGAUGGUUUGUGCGAACGACCGCUUGAAGCAGCACGUGCUGUGGCUCGAGAGCGAGUUGGCGCGUGCCACGGCCAUCUCGCUUGUGACGGCCAAAGUCGUCGCGAGCCGCGUCGCCGUGCGCGACGGUCGCCAGUACAUUGAGUACAAGCUGCAGAUAGAGACCGACCGCCGCGGGACGCUGUACGUGUGGCACCGCUACUCGACCUUUCGCAGUCUCUCGGCGUCGCUGCACGCCAAGCACCCAGUGGUGCCCGACCUCCCCAACACGCAGCUGUUUGGGCACAGCACGGCGAUCGCGAUCGAGGACCGCACCGCGCGCCUCAACCACUUUUUGGACGUUGCCUGCAGCGUGCAGGACGUUCCGUGGGCCAUCCGCGUCGACAAGGACACGGUGGUGUACAAGCGUACCCAGAGUCCACAGGUCGGUGCGCGCACAGAGGACGAGCUGCGUGCGACGUCGUCUUUGUCGUCUCUGUCGAGUCGUCAGCCGCUCGCGAGCCACUUGCUCUCGAACACCACCAAGUCGAAAUAG